This is a messenger RNA of Empidonax traillii (willow flycatcher), 2128 nucleotides long. Its product is annotated as TGF-beta receptor type-2-like. Bases 115 to 1812 code for a protein of 565 amino acids. Lineage: Eukaryota; Metazoa; Chordata; Aves; Passeriformes; Tyrannidae. Gene Ontology annotation, cellular component: plasma membrane; signaling receptor complex. The transcript has 7 exons. Gene Ontology annotation, biological process: transforming growth factor beta receptor signaling pathway; cellular response to growth factor stimulus; heart development. The record is from RefSeq and is a predicted model, not a curated record. Gene Ontology annotation, molecular function: transforming growth factor beta receptor activity, type II; type I transforming growth factor beta receptor binding; activin receptor activity.
CAAACUCGGGGCUCCGGGCUUGACAGCAGAAUCGCAGGAGACUGGCUCCACCGAGGGAAGAUGAAUUGGUCAAAACCGUGAAACCGGGUUUCUUGUUGCUAGUGGGAUCCAGAAAUGGGUUACCGAAGGAGUCCGAGUCUGCUUCCCUUACUGCUGCUCUCCUUCUCCUGCAGUGCCGGUGCUCGCCGCAGCCUGAAGACCAACCUGUGCAAGUGGUGCGACUCCACAUCCCCGGCCUGCGAGGAGAAGGUGUGCUACAGCAACUGCAACCUCAACUCCUACUGUGAGGACCCCUACGAGAUCUGCGUGGCCAUAUGGAGACAGGACAAUGAGAGCAUCAGGAUCAGCACGCUCUGCCACAACCCCAACCGCCCCAUCGAGAACCUCAUGGUCCCCAACUACAACACCUCCCGCUGCGUCAUGGCCCCCCAGCCCAGCGAGGACGGUGUCACCUACAUCUGCGGCUGCGUGGACGAGCAGGAGUGCAACGACAAACUCAUCUUUGAAAACCACACCAACGGCUACUCCAUGCUGCAGAGCAAAGAGGUGAUCCCGGUGGCUGCCAUCAGCCUCCUGCCCCCGCUGCUGGUGGCGGUGAUGAUCACGGUGAUAUUUUACCUCUGCCGCACGCAGAAGCGGCGCAAGAGAGCCAAGGCGUGGGGUGGGAAACCGGGACAGCCCCCGGCGCUGCCGGAGCCAGGGAGGGCGACGGAGCGGGAGGAGAAGUUGUCCGUGCUGAUGGAUGAGAACCCGGCCGGCGCCAGCCCCAGCUGCGCCAGCAGCCGCCCCACGGAGCUGCUGCCCAUCGAGCUGGACGAGAUGGUGGGCAAGGGCCAGUUCGCGGAGGUGUGGAGGGCCAAGCUGAGCCACAGCCGCUCGGGGCAGUACGAGACGGUGGCCGUGAAGAUCUUCCCCUGCGAGGAGUACUCCUCCUGGAAGAACGAGAGCCAGAUCUUCACCGACACCAGCCUCAAGCACGACAGCGUCCUGCAGUUCCUCACUGCCGAGGACAGGGGCACGGGGCCCCGCCGGGAGUACUGGCUCAUCACCGCCUACCACAGCCGGGGCAACCUCAAGGACUACCUGUCCCGCCACAUCCUGAGCUGGAUGGACCUGCAGAAGAUGGCGGGCUCCCUGGUGAGCGGGGUGGCCCACCUCCACAGCGACUACACUGCCUGCGGCCGGCCAAAGAUCCCCAUCGCCCACCGGGACAUCAAGAGCACAAAUGUGCUGGUGAAGAACGAGCAGGAGUGUGUGCUCUGCGACUUCGGCAUCGCCAUUCGCCUCGACCCUUCCCUCACAGUGGACGACUUUGCCAACAGCGGGCAGGUGGGCACCGCCAGGUACAUGGCCCCAGAGGUCCUGGAGUCCAGGGUGAACCUGGAAGACCUGGAGUCUUUCAAGCAGAUGGAUGUCUACUCCAUGGCCCUUGUUUUGUGGGAAAUGGCCUCCAGAUGUGAAGUGGUAGGAGAGGUAAAGAAUUAUGAGCUGCCUUUUGGGUCAAAAGUCCAGGAGCAGCCCUGUGUGGACACCAUGAGGGACAUCGUGCUCCACGGCAGAGGCCGACCCGAGAUCCCGAGCAGCUGGCUGGUGCACCAGGGGAUGCGCUUUCUGUGCGACACCAUCACGGAGUGCUGGGACCACGACCCCGAGGCUCGGCUCACUGCCCACUGCGUGGCCGAGCGCUUCAACCUGAUGGCACAGAUGGACUGUGACGACAUCCUCAACAACAACACGGACAACGAGGCCAGCAAAACAGCUUCUCCAGGUGGGGAGCACCAGGACAGCGAUGGGAGCACGAACGUGCAGUGACACAGCAGGCAAAAACCCUCGUCACGAGGAACAAGAGGAUGAGGGAGAAGCAUUUAGCUCAUGAGGGAAAAAAAAAAAAAACCAAACAACUUCGCUGUGUUUUUCAAAAUGGAACUAAGAUCUAGUAUAUAACUUAUUUAUAAGAUCUGUUUCCUCCCGCAGAUACGGUGAACUGUGGAAUCAAUACUUUGGUUACAGUGCAACAUUACAUAUGAACUGAUUUUGUACUUACUUUAAAUGUAUAAUGAUGCCAAAGCAUUCUUUUUAUUAUUUUUUAAAAUAAUAAUGUUUAAUCUUUUAUUAAUAAGCACCUGAA